AUGAGACGUGCUGGUCUUUUGUCCGCAUUAGCCGCUGUACCUUUCGUCGCUGCUCAGGCUCCGGAAUGGGGCCAAUGUGGAGGCAUUGGUUGGUCCGGCGCAACGACUUGCGUUUCUGGGACUGUCUGUACGGUGCAAAACCCUUACUACUCCCAAUGUCUUCCAGGAGCAGCAAGCAGCAGCUCCUCCCCUUCCCUCCCAGUAUCCACCACUUCAUCACGGUCUUCGACAGUUGUUCCACCUACCUCGACGUCAGCUUCAGCUCCAGCGUCUACACCCACCGUGACAGGCUUCGUCAAAACUUCCGGACAAAAGUUUACCCUGAAUGGAGAAGACUAUAUCGUUGCAGGGACGAAUGCGUAUUGGUUGGCACAAGUUAGCGAUGAGGAUAUCGAUACUGCAUUUAAUGAUAUUGCUGCUGCUGGAUUGACUACUGUGCGCACUUGGGGUUUCAAUGAUGUAACUUCCUCACAAAACUUUGGCGCAUACUACCAGCUAUGGCAGAAUGGUAUUGCGACGUUCAACACUGGUGCCAACGGUAUCUCACGCUUCGACUCUGUCGUUGCAUCUGCCAAGGCCCAUGGUAUCCGACUCAUCGUCGCGCUGACGAAUAACUGGUCAGACUAUGGUGGUAUGGACGUCUACGUGAACCAGCUCAACCCCGGAGGAACACAUGAUACGUUCUACACGAACCAGAAAGUCAUUGCUGCGUAUGAGAAUUACAUUACGGAGUUCGUUGGACGGUACAAGGAUGAGUCGACGAUUAUGGCCUGGGAGUUGGCCAAUGAGCCGCGCUGCUCGGGUUCCACAGGCAGUGCAUCCGCUGCGUGCGAUACGACAGGCUCGACGAUCAAAUCUUGGGCAACGACUAUCAGCAAGUUUAUCAAGUCUAUUGACUCUAACCAUCUGGUCGCUAUGGGUGAUGAGGGUUGGUUCGAGCUAGCGAACCCUCCGACGUACCCUUACGCACCUGGUGUCGGGAUUAACUUCACAUCGAACUUGGAAAUCGAGACCCUCGACUUCGGAACUGUCCACUCAUACCCUGAGAGCUGGGGUCAAGCUGCUAACGAGUCCGCAUGGGGAGUCCAAUGGAUAGCUGACCAUGCGACAGCUCAAAAGAACGCAAACAAGCCCGUUAUUCUCGAGGAAUUCGGUGUGACGACAAACCAAGCAACGAUCUACACCGGAUGGUGGAAUGAGAUCACUUCUUCAGGUCUUACGGGUAACCUGAUAUGGCAAGCUGGGUCUCAACUCUCGACGGGUCCGUCGCCGAACGAUGGAUAUGCUGUGUACCCGACCGGGACGGUUUAUCCGAUUAUGGAGAGUGCGGCUGCUGCGCUUAAGGCGAGAGGGUGAUACAGGUCUGUAUUAUGUGGGACUACGAAGGGGUAGUCUGGUAUUAGAAGGACGUGUUAUGCAACUUACUUCGGGGUAGUCGUUUGGGGAAUUCGUACUUUUCUUGCUGUUUAAGCACGAAUCUAUUGCCAUGAGAGCUUUUCUAGUAGAUAGGUUACUGGUGGGAUGGACCGAC
Fomitiporia mediterranea MF3/22 is the source of this 1531-nucleotide messenger RNA. Its product is annotated as CEL4a mannanase. The record is from RefSeq and is a predicted model, not a curated record. Gene Ontology annotation, molecular function: hydrolase activity, hydrolyzing O-glycosyl compounds; cellulose binding. The transcript has 8 exons. NCBI's taxonomy places the organism in Eukaryota, Fungi, Basidiomycota, Agaricomycetes, Hymenochaetales, Hymenochaetaceae. The coding region runs from base 1 to 1356 and encodes 451 amino acids. Gene Ontology annotation, biological process: carbohydrate metabolic process. Gene Ontology annotation, cellular component: extracellular region.